UAGAGUCAGUUGCGUAUACGUUACGCACGUCGCAGGCUCGAAUCGAGAAGGAUCGCACACAUCGACCGAGAAAAAUAUUCACAAUGGCCCAAAAUCAGGUGGAAAGUUUACAAGCAAUGUUGAGGCGCGUCGACUGGAAAAGCGAGGAAAGCCGACACGAAUUUCUCUGCCAAUUCGACUCUUCGAUCGAUUCGUUCAACGAAAUUGACAGUUAUAAAACAAUUUUUCGACGCGGACAGAUCGAUCGUCUUCUCAUCGAUUGCAUGUAUUGCCCCUACGGAGGCACGGCUGUAGCUCCGUACGACGACGCUUACGAAGAAAGAGAACGAUUCAUCCAAUUUGUGAUCAGGAUCGGCUACAGGGAUGAGCCCGAAAUUCAAUUAGGCGGACCUCGAACGAUGCGUCGCACCACGGCGAUACAUCACGCGGCCACGCGCGGCUACUACGACGACGUCGAGGAGCUGUUUAAAAUAUACGUACGGUUCGAUGCGAACUACACGGACGAUUCGGGCCUGACUCAUCUGCACGCGGCCAGCAUGGCAGGUGCCAUGCUGGCCGUACGCGAUUUUAUUCUGCACAAGCACGACAUCGAACGCGUCUGGCCGGAAACCGGCGAGACGCCGCUGCUCCUGGCUCUGAACAGGCGUCACGACGAGGCGGCCGUGUUACUGAUACUGAACAAGGCCAAAAUGCAGGAGCCCGUUGUGCGGGGAGUGUCAGCCGUGGAGCUCGUCGUUGCGAGAAACUACGAAGAUCGCUUGGUGCAGUAUCUAUUCGAUUACUCGAAGACGUUUAUGCGGACAUGGACUAGGGACGCACUCGAGUUCAUGGCGAAAUUCGAGCUAUCGGAGGAAAGUUGCGAAAUAGUCGUGCGGAAUCUAAAACAUGAGGAUUGGUGGAAUAUUUGCGUGGCGGCUCAUGGAUUGUACGAAGAAUUGUACGCUGAACUAGCCCGCUUAGUGAAGUAACAUUAAUUGAAUAAUGCGAAAAAAUUCUGAUAUAAUGAGCAUAUUUGUGAUACUUUUUAAUGUCUGGAUGAAAAUAAAUUAUGUCAAUAUUUCGUAUCGUAUUUAUAUGAAAAAAAAAAAACAAAACAAAUAAAUUC
This is a messenger RNA of Trichogramma pretiosum, 1105 nucleotides long. RefSeq lists its product as uncharacterized. The coding region runs from base 84 to 968 and encodes 294 amino acids. The record is from RefSeq and is a predicted model, not a curated record. Gene Ontology annotation, molecular function: protein binding. Lineage: Eukaryota; Metazoa; Arthropoda; Insecta; Hymenoptera; Trichogrammatidae. The transcript is spliced from 2 exons.